This is a messenger RNA of Bombus pyrosoma, 4848 nucleotides long. It is a transcript of the gene Tret1-1, whose product is annotated as facilitated trehalose transporter Tret1. NCBI's taxonomy places the organism in Eukaryota, Metazoa, Arthropoda, Insecta, Hymenoptera, Apidae. The coding region runs from base 1076 to 2995 and encodes 639 amino acids. Gene Ontology annotation, biological process: transmembrane transport; carbohydrate transport. Gene Ontology annotation, molecular function: sugar transmembrane transporter activity. The record is from RefSeq and is a predicted model, not a curated record. Gene Ontology annotation, cellular component: membrane. The transcript is spliced from 7 exons.
GCAAAGUUCCAACACACGUAAAAGUGCAUUUCACUCAUAUUUUGUAACAUCCAAAUUUACGGACAACAGCACGAACAAACAUACGAUAAUAAUUUGAAAAACGGUUAGAACCGCGUAAACCAGGCUCUUAAUCUCGAGUGACUCAGACGAGAAACGAGCGUAUCGGUAAACGGAAAUCGACGUUGGAGUCGGUAAUUGCCGGUAAAGAAAGCGAAAGAGAAACAGAAACGAUUGAAAAAAUUCGUCGUGAUCGACUGUUUAAUAGAUCCCGCGAUCAUUGACACAGGGACGGAUAAACGUGUGUGCUGCAGAUGCGGCGGCAGAUGUAGCAGGAAUAGCGCGAGCCAGGAACGUAGGAAGCAUAUAGACGAAUAAACAGUGGACGACACGAAACGGCACGGAACAGCAUAGCACGAACAGGAGCAACAGCACAUCAGAGAGGAGGGUAGCUGUGGUGUCGCUGGUACCGCUUAGCAGUGGUGGUGGUGGGUUCGGGCUCGAACUCGAGGCUCGGGCUAGCUAAGAAAUACGUUGAAUCGUCCACGCGGCAUCAUUUAGACUUUAGUCAUUUGCCGCGCAGUCUCGUAAGGGUGGUUGUGUACACACGUUGAGAGAAGAGAUAGAAGAGGAAGAAGAACGUUUAUUUGAAAAAUGAAGACCGCGUGACCCGCACCGAUCAUUAUUCGAAUCUAUACUUGCAUUAAGGAAAGAAGUAUCGAAGGAAGCGUGGUAUACGUACUCUGCUUGUAUAUCGCGCACGAUUUCACGCAUCUCGUGACAGUGUCAACGACGCACUGUAAACGCGAUUCCAAGCAAUCGUGAAAACGCGUGAAACAAGGAAACACCGUUUUCGCGACAAAGCGAGUCUCGUAUCAAGUCGCGAGAGAAAGAUAGCAAAGAACAGAGAGAGGUAGAGAGAGAGAGAGAGAAAGAGAAAGAGAGAGAGAGAAGAAAGUCGAUAGGGAGUUUCGAGAAUCUGGUCGUGGGUAGAACACGGGGAUUCAGGUGACGCGAACCAGUCCGACUAGCGACGCAGCACUAACACAACGAGAGCAUUUUGAGGCCCGCCGACAAAAUGUCCAAUUCCCAGAGGAGACAGAUGAUGCAGCCAUGGCCUCUGUGCCUUGUGUCUUUUUCAAAAACGAAGGAACACAACGUUUUACCAAAAUAUUACACGAGGGUGCCUCCGGUUACGAGAUCGGUCACGAACGAUUCGGGUAUCAACCUAGAUUGUUCGUCCAACACGACGAUUGCGACGAACGCGAGUCCGUUCAACAGCCAGACAGCCUUGAUCGCGGAGAAAAAGGUGAUUCUUUCCGGCAACAGCGUCACCGCCACCAGUAACCACUACUAUGCGCAGAACUUGAGGAACAAUCAUCAGAAGACCCUGAGCGGGUCUCAUAUGUACGAUCCCCUCGACAAGGGUAUCGAUCACGAUUACAAACAACUCGAUCCAUUGUUGGUCGGUGAACCCCCGUAUACGGGGAUUGAGCUUACCAAGCCAACCAUGAGUUCUCAAAAUGUCAAACCGACCAAGGACUCGGACACCGUUAUGCGUACGCAGUUCCAGAAGGAACCGAAACCAUCCAUCAUGCGUUUCGCCAAUCAGGUGUUGGCUGCCUUGUCGGUGUCCAUGUGUUCCAUGGUGGUAGGUUACUCGAGCUCCUAUACCUCGCCAGGUUUGGUUUCAAUGCGGGACAACGCGACGGCUACGUUCGAAGUAACGAAAGAAACCGGCAUGUGGAUAGGAUCGAUCAUGCCGUUGAGCGCGCUCUUUGGAGGCAUGAUCGGUGGACCAAGCAUCGAAUACCUUGGUAGAAGAAACACUAUUCUGGCCACCGCAUUACCCUUCAUCGCAGCCUGGCUGCUAAUCUCCCUGGCAACGAACGUUGCCAUGGUGCUCGCCGGUCGUGCUCUAUGCGGGUUCUGCGUUGGCAUCGCGUCGCUUUCGCUACCGGUGUAUCUUGGUGAAACGAUACAAGCCGAGGUGCGUGGUACCCUCGGUCUCUUACCAACUGCUUUUGGUAAUACAGGAAUUUUAGUCUGCUUCAUAGCCGGCAUGUAUCUAGACUGGAGAAACCUCGCGUUACUCGGCGCUGCUUUACCGAUACCGUUCAUGAUUCUGAUGUUCGUGAUUCCCGAGACUCCUAGAUGGUAUAUCUCCAAGGGGAAGGCAAAAAGGGCGCGAAAAUCGCUACAAUGGCUGCGAGGCAAAGGCACCGACAUUACCGACGAACUGACCUCCGUUCAAAAGUUACACACCGAGAGCGAACGUAACGUUUCGCAGGGUGCAUUCAUGCAACUGUUCAAGAAAAAUCAUCUGAAGCCACUUUUCAUCUCGCUCGGUCUAAUGUUUUUCCAACAAUUUUCGGGAAUCAACGCUGUUAUAUUUUAUACCGUUCAAAUAUUUAGGGACGCUGGAAGUAGCAUCGACGAGAACAUCUCUACCAUCGUUGUAGGUAUCGUAAACUUCAUUUCAACGUUCGUUGCGGCAUCCGUUAUAGACAGACUAGGCAGAAAAAUGUUGCUGUACAUAAGCGCUAUAUCGAUGUGUCUAACUCUAUUCACAUUCGGUACGUUCUUCUACGUGAAGGCGGCAGGAGUGGAUGUGACGGCAUUCGGUUGGAUACCGUUAAUGAGUCUGAUCGUUUACGUAAUCGGCUUCUCUCUGGGAUUUGGCCCGAUUCCAUGGCUGAUGAUGGGCGAGAUUUUGCCGGUUAAAAUACGUGGCUCGGCAGCCAGCGUAGCCACGGCCUUCAACUGGAGUUGCACGUUCAUCGUCACGAAGACAUACGAAGACAUUGUUUCGGUGAUCGGACCGUACGGCACUUUCUGGAUGUUCGGUACGAUCGUUCUAGUUGGUUUUGUCUUCGUAAUCGUCAGCGUACCAGAAACGCGAGGUAGAUCUCUCGAGGAAAUCGAGAAAAGAUUCACCGGACCGGUGAGAAGAAUGAGCGCGGUCGCUAACAUGAAGCCUAUGCCUAUGGCCUGUUAAUUGUUCCUCUCUCGUUCGCUCUCAACGUCGAUAGUUAACCAAUCGAUCCGUUCGACUAACGCGACGAUGAUCGCGACGUCGACACUAACUCGCGCGUGUUUCGCUUCGUUAUGAAACGAACGAAUCCUAUGGGUAUAGUUCCUUCGGUCUGUCGAUAAGAACGAGCGAAGGGCACGUGUCUAGAGAGAACCGUCUUCCGGAUCGAUUCUCUCCUUUUUUCAACUUUUUUUCGAUUCGUACGCGGCUGCUCUCUGCUUCGUUCACUUUCGUUUCUCCGAUCGUCUCUUUAUUCCGGCCCCUUUCCAAACGACCCUAUACACGCGAAGAAACCGUUCGCUCCGACAACACCAAUUUUUUAUUUCUUUUUAAACCAAACACCAAAUACUCUUCGUUGUCGGAAAAUUAUUUCCAUUGCGUCUCUAGCUUCCUGGAAAGGUGCGAGCAGAUGGCAGCCGAAGAAAGCAACAGGAUAAAGACAAACGCGCGAAAAAAGAAAAAGAAACGAAGAGAAAAGACGAAGGAAGUUUUAGAGAGCGGAAGUUUCGGUAGAUCAGCUUGUUGUUUGUAUGUACUUACGAAAAACGCUUGCUUGACGCAACACCGGCUGAUAGUUUAACGACAUAAUUGCGAACGCAAGCUCAACUUGAGAGAACGAUCCGUUGACUAGACGUCAUACGUAACCGUUAUUUUUCUUAUUUCAAAUACUUUACAGGGUCUACCUCAAAUUAGUACUUUUACUAAAGGUAUACGAGUAGGUUAACGACAAGGAUGAAUUAUUUAAUUAGUACACGUGUGUAUAGAUUCGAGUACACCGAUAUGUUGUACUUAAGAAAAUGCGUAUAAACAACGUCGAAAAGGGAAAAACAAACGUUUCUUCCUUCUGUAUCACCGCGACAAUAAAAUUUUUCACGCGACGGUCGUAGAGGUAAUUCUUGUGCAUUUCUAUCAAUAUCGACCGUCGCGUUUGUACAUAUGUAUGUAGUUACCGAUUUGCGUCAAUGAACAAUUGCGUCAUCUAUCAACGAACUAAAUCGUAUCAUUCAGAUAUAAGUUAAGAAAUACGCGUUUAUUUUUUCAUCGUUGAAAUUGAUGUAACUCACGAAAGAAACGUAUCGCGCACAAUGGCGCACGACAUAUCGCAUUUCUUGCGUACACAUGUAUAUACUGAAUGCAUGUAUAUACUUUGAGAAUCGGUUCUCGUUAUACAACGAUAUAUAUUUGUAACGCGAUUUUUACACAGUAUGCGCUUUUAAUUCUUCAUUUUUAGUCCUAGUUUCCGAUAAUAUGUACCGAGAUCUGUUUCAGUUCAAUCGAAUCUCGUUUGUACUUAAGCGUCGCGCGUCCUGUCCCCCGUGUCCCUGCCCAAUUCAUUUUUCCUCGUACUACUUUCCUCCUUCACGCCUGUAUUUUUCUUCCAUUCUUUUUUCCCCAAUGCGUGGAUGUAUUCGCAUCGUUCUCGAUGUCGUGCGGUGGUUAAACUGCCUUUAUUCACGCAUCAUCAUUCCGAAUCUCACCACUGGGACAAGACAAGAAAACGUUACGAAACAUUCCUAUCUCGUAUACUUUCACGUACGAUCUAGAUCUAUCACGUCACAAGAAAUACGUGUUCCCUCGGGAAAGGCUUUGUUUCGUACGCCCUAGCCCUUUCUUUUUCCUUCUACUUUUACCUUUUUAUUCUCGUUUCUAUUUACCCAAUUAACAUUUCUAUCGCGUGCCGCUUAGGCGUAGGGUGCUUGCCAAAUUUUGAGAAAAAAUAUCGUUCGAAGAUUUGUAACUUUACUACUAUUAUUUCCAUUCGCGUUGAAUUGACAUGUACAUUUCUAAGUUAUUAAAAUAUAACGUUUGACAAAAUA